GCUUCACAUCCAGCUGCUGUUGAUUUGCCCCGACUACAAUCCCAGAAUGCGCGACGUUGGGAUACAUGGCGGAGAGCAAUGACUGAGGAGUUCGAUGAAGAUGUGGUGUUCCAGAACUCCCCCCUGUUCCAGUACCUUCAGGAUCUAGGACACACCGACUUCGAGGCGUGUGCUCCCGUUUCCCAGGACGACGAUGACAGGGCCGAAGCUGAGGGGGCGUGUCGACGAGACGCCCCGCCCCCUCCGAAAGAGAGCUGGGUCAGGAAGCUUAUGGGAGCUGUACGUCGUCUGAGUCUGAUCUUCAGCACUAACGCGGCGGAGCAACAUGAACGACAACUGGAUGCAGAGUUUCGGCGCUACGCACUGCGGUGUGUGUUGUCGCAGGACGUCCUGCUUCAGGAGGACAUUGAGCUCAUCGAGCUGCUGGAUCCCAGCAUCCUCUCUCUGGGAUCGGCUACUUCUGCCUGCCCCAGCGUGGACACAGCCUUCCCCAGACCCCAACUACUGGCCAAGCCCACUGUCUGGGACGUCUCCAUCCUGGUGUGUUUGGCAGCGGUCCUAGCGGCAGCGUAUGUGUGUGAGGACUUCGGCCUGCCCGCGUGGAUGUGUGUGCUGUGCCUGAGUGUGUGUGUGGCGCUGCGGUGCUCGGGCCUGAGGCGGCGGGCGCGGCAGCAGAAGUGUGUGUGGGAGCAGUGUGUGUGCGUGGAGCGGCUCGUGACGGAGGCCCGCACGCUGACCAGCGUGUGUAGAAAAUCUCUCCGAUUGGUCCAGGAGACGGAGGUCAUCUACCGGGGGUUCACCCUUUUGCUCGACAGGGUUAGCGGCGCCUGUCCCUUCAACAGAGCGGGGCCUGCUCGCCAGGCCCAGCAGCUGAUUGGUCUACGCAAGGCAGCCUAUCAGAGCCUGCGCUCCGCCUUCCGAGCCUCCCGCCUCGCCACCUGCAUCAUGCUCAAGACGUUCCCUCUGUCGUCGGAGAUGGAUAACGUGGUGAACUACGUGUCCAGUGUUCCAAUCAAAGAGCUCGGCCUGGGCCUGGGGCCAGAGCACCUCACAGAUGACCAGGUGCAGGAGCUCACCGACGACUACAGCCUGCCAGCACUCAAGAUGCUGUUCCAGUUGUGGGUGGGACAAAGCUCUGAAUUCUUCCGGCGAUUGGCCCUCCUGCUAUCGCCGGGGAGACAGGAGGACUCCAGCCUCAUCAUGCACGGGUCCAUCACCACCGUGACCCGCCCGCUCCAGCACACCCUGAGCGGUUGCCUGGGCGACCUACAGCGCAGCUACGACUUCCACCGCUACUUCGAGAUGCAGCUUCAGUCGCAGAACGAGAGGUCGCACUCACACACACGGCAGAGGUGUCACGAGCUCAACACACUCCACUCUUCCGUCCGAAGCCUGCAGCUACACCUGAAGACACUCCUUAACGAGGUGAUCAUCCUGGAGGACGAGCUGGAGAAGUUGAUGGUUGCCAAGGAGACGGUUGACAUGACGGUGGCGGGGUACCAGGAGCUGCAGGAGCGCUUGAGCCUCCUGCAGCCGCACAUGCAGGCCAGCAGCGGCAUCUGGGACGACACGCUCGCACAGGUGGACAAGAUGCUGCGCAGGGCCACCAACUGCACAGGCUCCCCAGAUAGUUCAGAGGACUCCUCCCCACCUGUUCCUGAGCCCAUCAUUCGGUCGGUGAGCCAAAUCGCGGACAAGGACCCGGUGCCAGAGGAGCAGGAGCUGGAAGCAUAUGUGUCUGAUUCGGACUCGGAACCAGAUUGCGGGUUGUCGUUGCUGUCGCCGUGGGAACGGGAGCGCAUGAGGAGAGAGGGGGAGGAGUCUCGGCGGGUUCUUCUGGAACUGAAAUCAGUGCUCGGGUUCCGCGCCUCCGAGACAGAGAGACACAAACGACAAGUGCUGCUGUUCAAUGAGCAAGCUGCUGUGAAGCCUGUUGCUGGGGAAACCUCGGAACCAAACAACGAGGCGGAACCUUCCGAGCCAGACGUUUCCACGGGCAACCACGUCGCCGUGCAACAGGAGGAGGAAGGAGAGAGAGACGCGAAGGAGGAGAGGAAAGAGGGGGAUGAAGGAGGAGGAGGAGUGGAGGAGGAGAAGAAAGAAGAGGCGCACGUGGAGGAGGCGAAAGAGGAGGCGACGGAGUUCAGCUGCGGGACGUCCACGACGGUGGCCGACGCCGACGCGGAGCAACAGAACGGGGAGGCGCAGCUCUUUCAGUUCGACGGGUUGACCGAGGAGGAGGGGGAGGUGGGGUCGGGGGACGGACCGCACGCCCUGUCGCCACGAAUCCCCGCCCUGACGGUGAUGGACAGGCUGACGGAGAUCCACGGCGCCGAAACGCUCAGCUUCAGCUCGGCCAUCGCCGCCCAGGUGGCCGCACGCUCACACACCUUCACACACAUGCAGGAACACACCUUCGGAGACUCGGAGGAGGAAGACGGAGAGGAAGAGGAGGAGGAAGAGAGGGAAGGGAGGACGACAGAAAGACAAGAUGAAAACGAGUAGAGACUCUGUGCUGCUUUGAGAAAAAAAAAACAUGAAAACAUGAAAAGUAAAACAGACAAAAACAAACGAAAUGUACAGCCUGCCUAUUUAUCGCUACCUUUAUUUCUCUUUUAUUUAUUGGAGGGGAGCUUAAGGUUUGUUUUUAAGGUUUUAUGGUUUAUUUUAUUAUUUUUUUUGUUUUCGUUUUUUAACUUUCCUACCAACUAUCCCUGCUCCAGUACCAGUGCAUUCUCAUAAACAUUAGUCAUACACACACACACACACACACACACACACACACACACACAAACACACAGAGAGAGAAGUGGAUACAGGAAGGUGCACAGACACACGCUUAUAGGCAUGCACACAUACACUCACACGCCCACCUAUUUUACCUUAUGCACACACACACACACACACUCAUAUGGCCACCUAUUUUACCUUACACACACACACACUCACACUGUUACACACAGGCACUCUCGUUUCCAUCCAGACACACACGGGUCUCACUCUCAGCACCUCUCCGAUAUCUCAGAUGACCACUACCCCCACACUCCUCCGUCCUGUUAGCCGAGAUUACUCAAGUUUAUUUUUCCUUUUCUAUGCGUCACUGAUAAAAAUUUAACGUGUGUCUGUGUGUAUGGACACACCUUCUACUCAAGGAAUAGGAGAGGUCAUUUGAGCGUGAGGGCACUUCUGCAGGAAGUGAUGUGGUCGUGAGACCACAGGGACAGGAAGUAUUUGAGGUCAGAGGUCAUGCCUACAGGAAGUGAUCUGGAUGUAAACACACAACACUUUUCAGGAAGUCGUCCCACUCCUGCUGUCCCAGGAUCAGUGGUUGAGAAUGUUGGAACUUUCUGGAACCCUAUAAAACUGAAUGUGCGAGUGCACCUGCUUUGCAUGUAGUCACGCUCUGUGAGAGCGGGGUUUGCCUCUAUGAACCAAUCAGAGCUCUUUUCAGGAGCAGUGAUGCAUUAUGGGAGCAUUUCAGAACAGCAGUAGUGUUGUUGCAGUGGAAUACUUGGACUUUUUCGAAGGUCAAAACUCGACUUUCUCAAACAUUCAACAAUGAAAGUCAGAAUAAACUUAAACAAUGAA
Sardina pilchardus (European sardine) is the source of this 3588-nucleotide messenger RNA. RefSeq names its product vezatin, adherens junctions transmembrane protein (gene vezt). The transcript is spliced from 12 exons. Gene Ontology annotation, cellular component: plasma membrane. Gene Ontology annotation, biological process: cell-cell adhesion. The coding region runs from base 79 to 2505 and encodes 808 amino acids. The record is from RefSeq and is a predicted model, not a curated record. Gene Ontology annotation, molecular function: myosin binding. Lineage: Eukaryota; Metazoa; Chordata; Actinopteri; Clupeiformes; Clupeidae.